Pocillopora meandrina is the source of this 1776-nucleotide messenger RNA. The record is from the annotation of a GenBank genome assembly. Lineage: Eukaryota; Metazoa; Cnidaria; Anthozoa; Scleractinia; Pocilloporidae.
UUAAAAGAGGUACGGCCAGUUGCAAAAACCAGUCGGAGUUGCGAAGGUAAACUAUCAACCUUUCUUCAUAAAACGAAGGUAAGUGAGUGCUUCAUCGUUGUCACAAUGCUAGUUAUGUCAAGCAAUGUUCUUCAAGGAUUUUUUUUAACAAGCUAAGGAAAAGCGAUCUCAAAUAUCCUUUUGCGUGGCUGCCAAAUUUUCCUUUUUUUUUCAGCAGCCAUAAUUCGCAAGAGAAUAUCAACUGUCGCUGAUCUCGAUAAAAAGAUCGAACAGGUGUGUUUUCGCAGUUCAGAUGAGUGUUGAGAACAAAAGGGAAAUUAGGUGAAUGUGGAAUAGUAAAUUUCGACCAUAAACGCUCGCUGGUUAUCGUGCUAUAAGUAAUUAAGAGCUCUAAGGUACCUAGAGUCCCAGUAGAAGUUCGGAACAAAUUGAGGAUCAGUAAAUUUGCUAUCGAAAAGUUGGCGGAAAUUCAGCGUCGGCUAACGGUUUAGUUUUAAAUUUGUUAGCAGGCAAUUUUUCUACGCUUGUUUCAGUUGAGGUGUUAAAGUCAAUUUUAGACUAGCUUUUUAUUAAACUAUGAUGAGUGCAACUGCACGUUGCUUAAGGAUGAAAAUGUAGAAAUAAAACCAAACUCGUUCCCUUUCCAAUCACUUGUGGGACUCCUAGUUACGGGCUCAUCUAGUUCUAAAUCAAAGUUUUUUUUCCACGGGCUUAGAACCGUAUUCUGCUUUAUACCCCUUAAAGGACAUUUGGUAACUUACCCCUAUUCCUCCCUCCAUAUAUUUGAUUUCUUCCCUUAACCCCUCCCCCCAUAUGCAUAAUCUCUCUCACCUCUUACACUUCCUUCCUUCUCCAGAACAGUUAGAGAGCAUGAAAAUUAUAUGCAAUUUUCUACUCAUAUGCCGCAAAGAGUGGAAAGCAUGCAUUCCAUAAGCCUUUUGAUAAAGGCUUAAUUUUACUUUUUUAUUUGUUUAACAGCACCAUGUUGAUGAUAACCUUACUUAUGGUGGCGUUCUUGGCUCAUGUCACGCAAGGUGUAACCAGGUACAAUACUGGCAGGGGCACCGUUUACAAGCUAUCAGUGGUACAAGAUGUCACGCUUGAACGUCCAAACAGAAACUUCAACUAUUUGCCGUUCCUUCUCGUUUCUCAGCAUCCUGGUUAUCCCAAUAAACGAUCGCUUGUAAAGUUUGAACAGCUACCGAGGUACUGCCCAGCUCACAAGAUAGUAUCUGCGAAGAUGUACCUGUACUAUGUCUACGCACAUAAAGCCAGCUGGCAUCCUAUUACCAGAACCCCUUUUAUUCCCCGUUAUAUGCAGGUUCAUUUGGUGAAAAAAUCCUGGAACGAGUAUCAAGCUACCAGCUCCAAGCGUUCAUCAUAUGCCUAUUGGUCGAAGCGAUACCUUGGUUUGGAUAACACUGACGCAGAGGCUGUUCCUCAGGAUCGAUCACCAGUUGUUAUCUUUCCAUAUCGCCCUCGAGGCUUCGUGGAGUUCGACAUCACACGAGCAGUCAGAAGUUGGCAGAGAGGAGUACCUAACCACGGCCUUGUGAUCCGUGCAAUUAAUGAGUUUCAGAGGGGAAGAGGCAUUCGGUUUGCAAGCAACGCGGAUCGCGAUCGUUCAAGACAUGCGUAUGUGCUUGUUCUAUGCAGACAGUAAAGAAAACUUGUCGUUCUUACCCUCCCUGUUAUCAAGAUAAUAGUUUAAUCGUGUCGUAUCACAGAUAGGGGGUUGCUUGUAUCUGCACUCUGUGGAUGACAAUAAAAUAUCAC